This is a messenger RNA of Ramularia collo-cygni, 1278 nucleotides long. RefSeq lists its product as uncharacterized. Bases 1 to 1278 code for a protein of 425 amino acids. The transcript has 2 exons. Gene Ontology annotation, cellular component: nucleus. NCBI's taxonomy places the organism in Eukaryota, Fungi, Ascomycota, Dothideomycetes, Mycosphaerellales, Mycosphaerellaceae. The record is from RefSeq and is a predicted model, not a curated record.
AUGGCGCCCAAGCGCAAGGCGGAGACGCUCGAGGAAGCACUCGCGCGCCUGUGGUGCUAUUACUGCGAGCGCGACUUUCCCGGCUUCAAGGACCUCUGCGACCACCAGCGAUCAAAGCAUUUCAAGUGUACAUUCGACCCGCGCAGCUGUAAUCGUAAACUGCAAACAGCUGGCGGCCUGAAAGUGCACAUGCAGCAAGUGCACAAGUCAGAUCUCCAAGAAGUCCCAAACGCUGACCCAGGUCGCCGCGCCUUGGAGCCAGAGAUCUUCGCCAUGGACGGCGUGCCCCAGCACCUCAUCGAGAAGCACAACGACGCCAUCAUAAAGCGAUUCCAGCUCGAGGAGGCCGAGUACAUGCGGAGGACUGGCAACUCUCUCCACGGCACCAACGAGCCCAACAAGAAGCCGAAGAUUGACGUCGUCGCCGUCGCCGAGGACCAGAAGGCCAAGGCUCGUGCCUUCAAGGAGAAGAAGAUGGAACAGAGACGUCUCAUCAAAGAGGCACUUGCUCGUGGUGAGGAGCCUCCAAAAUUCGACUCCAUCACGACGUCUACCGCGCCGACUGCCACCACACCUGCAUCGGCCGCUCCUGUUAUGCCCACUGCUGUGGAGACUUCCGCCUCACCACCCAACGCCACAGCAUGGAACAUGCCUCCGACCGACGGCCCACAUGUCCCCAGCCAACCGGCGUACGCUGCCCACCCACUUCCCAUGGCGCCCCACUCCGCCUACAACGCUCCGCCCAUGCACAAUCCCUAUGCUUCACACGGCGUUCCGAUGGGCUACCCGCCCGUCCCCCAGGGCAUGGCGCCACCGUUUCAGAUGCCUGGUCUGACGCCCAGCCACUCCGCGGACCUCUUCCGCGAGCAGCACCCCAUGCAUGGCCUGCCGUCAAUGCCGCCAUCCAUGCCAGCAUCUCAGCUGCCCACGCGCCCCACUGGACUACCUUCACUUCCGCCCCGCCCCGCGCCUGCCAUGAGACCCCACAUAGCCACGCUCGAGGAGAUUGAGACCAUGAUCGACGAUACAAAGCGCAAAUAUGACGCUCAGAAGCAGAUGAACGAGAUGAGUCAAAAGACCGUUGCGCAGCCUGACACAAAGCUCAACACCGCCAGCAGCUCUGAUCCACCCAGCAAUGCCGCACCUACACCUGCACCAACCAGUGGCCACGUUGCUUUGUUGAUGAAGAACAACAGCGUAAGCUGGGAAGAGAGACGGGCUCAGCACCCACGAUACGAAUCAAAGGGGCCCAAAUGCCUCGCGCCCGCCUUGGCAUGA